Nicotiana attenuata is the source of this 963-nucleotide messenger RNA. RefSeq names its product subtilisin-like protease SBT1.2. The record is from RefSeq and is a predicted model, not a curated record. NCBI's taxonomy places the organism in Eukaryota, Viridiplantae, Streptophyta, Magnoliopsida, Solanales, Solanaceae. Gene Ontology annotation, biological process: proteolysis. Gene Ontology annotation, molecular function: serine-type endopeptidase activity. The coding region runs from base 1 to 963 and encodes 320 amino acids. The transcript is spliced from 4 exons.
AUGAGGGGUGGAAAUGAUGCGACACUUGGAACUUCUCAAGGCAAAACGGUAAAGGAUGUGACUGGUGUCGCCAUGAUUCUAGUCAAUCCAAAGGUCAUAGGCGAUACCACUUUUGAAGUUGCUCAUGUCCUUCCAGCAACUACUUUGGGUCAUGCUGAGGAGAAAACAACUAAAAGCUACAUUAGCUCAUCCCCACAGCCAAGGGGCCCAAACUCCGCAAGUCCAGGCAUACUCAAGCCUGACAUUAUUGGCCCUGGAGUGAAUAUUCUUGCUGCAUGGCUUUUCUCAAUGGAGAAUAUAAAAGGCACAGAUUCGAUAUUUAACAUCAUCCCAGGUACCUCAAUGUCUUGUCCUCACCUAAGCGACAUUGCAGCUUUGCUCAAAAGUGCACACCUGAAUUGGUCACCAGCUGCAAUUAAAUUCGCAAUUAUGACUACAGCUGAUCAAUCCAACCACGAGGGUCAGCCCAUCCUUGAUGAAAGGAAACUUCCUGCUGAUGUAUUUGCCAUUGAAAAGGAGAUUGGGCUCAUUGUGCAUCAAAGUGUCAACUGCUCGAUAGUAUCGAGCAUAUCUGAGGCGGAGCUGAACUAUCCUUCUUUCUCUGUUGUAUUUGGAUCGGAGAAUCAAAACUAUACAAGGAGAGUUACAAAUGUUUGUGAUGCAAAUUCCAUUUAUGUUGUUAGCAUCACUCAAAUUCUAGGAGUUCAUACGGUGGUUGAGCCUAUCAGGCUUGUCUUCACCAAGGUCAACCAACAAGCCACAUAUAUGAUAUCCUUCACUCGAACAGGUGAAAUUUCCGGAGGUUUUGUUCAGGGGUCAAUAUCAUGGAUCUCAGAAAAGCAUGUUAUUAGGAGUUCAAUCUCUAUCAGCUUAAAUCAAGGAAUACUUGUCAACGAGUCACAAGAAAUUCAAAUCGGCUUUAAAGUUUACUGGUUUAUUAUUUAUUACAGCAAUACAGAUUGA